CAAGGUUUUACAAUUUUUUUUUGUUCUGUUUUACGUGAUUUUUCCGACAAUCUUAAAAUGACCAUUGGUUUCCUUUUUCGAAACUUUGCGUUGGACUCUAUAACACGUCAUCCGUUAUCGUGUCAUAUUAUAGUGUGACAGCUAACCUUACUAAAUGAUAACAGAUGUUUAUUACACUUUCGUGGAUCAAGUCACAUCAGUAUCAACCGGUUUCGAGUUGAAAGUGUGGGCAAUACACCUCGCAUUUAAUCAACCUGAAACUCUUAUCUAGAAUAUAUAGCGGAAUGUUAGUCAUUUCGAGAUUAGUGACCACAAAUGGCCUUGUUUCUCAGGGAAGAUGUAUUGCAAGGACGUUAUCCACCAGCAGAAUAUCAUAUACCGAGAAGAAAUAUGUGGAGACAACAGAGGAAAACGGGGUCAGAACUAUCCGAUUGAGCGACCGUUCCUCGCUCAACUCGCUAUCGUUGGAGAUGCUGAGGAUUCUGGUGAAGGAGAUCAAAAGGGACGAGGACAGUAAGGAUCUUCGGUCGAUUGUGCUGACGUCUGAACCAGGAAAAGUGUUUUCCGCCGGACACAACCUGAAGGAACUGACAUCUUCAAGUGACAAGUCGCACAAGGACGUGUUCGAAACCUGUUCGGAACUGAUGCGGACCAUCAACCAGAGUCCGGUGCCGGUGAUUGCAGCGGUUGACGGUUUAGCAGCUGCAGCUGGCUGUCAACUGGUCUUGGCGUGUGACAUCGCGGUGUGCACGGAAAGAAGUUCGUUCUCCACUCCAGGAGUGAGUCUGGGAAUAUUUUGCUCGACACCGGGCAUACCGCUAGUACGCAAUGUGCCGAGAAAAAGCGCAAUGUACAUGCUUUUCACAGGGCUUCCUGUUUCCGGCAGAGAAGCUUACGAGUGCGGUCUCGUCAGCAAAGUCGUAUCGAAUGAUAAGCUUGAGGAGGAAGUCCGUCGAAUUACAGAUGCAAUUAACAUGAAAAGCCGUUCGGUUGUCCACAUUGGCAAAACAUUCGUGUACGAGCAAAUAGAGCUCGAUUUAUCGACAGCGUACUCUUUGGGCACUGAAAAAAUGGUGAACAACUUGAAAAUGAGAGAUGCGCAAGAAGGAAUACAGAGUUUUUUAGAAAAGAGAAAACCAAAUUGGUCACACGACUAUGAGAAAAAUUAAUUUUUUAUACUCACAAGAAUACGAAAACUUUUAUAUACGAAAACUUUUAUAUACGAAAAC
Molecule: messenger RNA, 1229 nt
Organism: Linepithema humile (Argentine ant)
Lineage: Eukaryota; Metazoa; Arthropoda; Insecta; Hymenoptera; Formicidae
Product: enoyl-CoA hydratase domain-containing protein 3, mitochondrial
Cellular component (GO): mitochondrion
Molecular function (GO): hydro-lyase activity
Source: RefSeq, a predicted model, not a curated record